Messenger RNA from Tachyglossus aculeatus (Australian echidna), 1377 nucleotides. RefSeq names its product inhibitor of DNA binding 4, HLH protein (gene ID4). The transcript has 3 exons. Bases 24 to 476 code for a protein of 150 amino acids. Gene Ontology annotation, biological process: cell differentiation; circadian regulation of gene expression; negative regulation of transcription by RNA polymerase II. Gene Ontology annotation, molecular function: protein dimerization activity; transcription regulator activity. The record is from RefSeq and is a predicted model, not a curated record. Gene Ontology annotation, cellular component: cytoplasm; nucleus. Lineage: Eukaryota; Metazoa; Chordata; Mammalia; Monotremata; Tachyglossidae.
CCCCCCCCGCCCCCCCGGGUGUGAUGAAGGCGGUGAGCCCGGGUCGGCGCCCCCCGGGGCGCCGGGCCCCCGCGGGCUUGGUCGGGGAGCUGGGCCGAAGGGGCCUGGCCGAGCCCGGGCCCGGCGCCCGCAAGCCGGCGGGCUCCCCGGAGGAGGCGGCGGCGGCGGCGGAGGAGGAGGCGGCGGCGGCGGCCAACCUGUGCUUGCAGUGCGACAUGAACGACUGCUACAGCCGGCUGAGGAAGCUGGUGCCCACCAUCCCGCCCAACAAGAAGGUGAGCAAGGUGGAGAUCCUGCAGCACGUCAUCGACUACAUCCUGGACCUGCAGCUGGCCCUCGACACGCACCCGGCGCUGCUCCGGGCCCCGACGGCCCCCGACGGGACCCACGGCCCCCAAAGGACACCCCUCACCGCCCUCAACAACGACCCGUCCGGGCCAGUUAACAAGCAAGGGGACAGCAUUCUGUGCCGCUGAGCCGCCCUCCAGGUGUGCGGCAGGCAGAGCCAAAGGAGCCCGGAGAGACGAAUUAGGGGGGGAAGGGGGAAGGGGAGGGGGUGCAAGAAGGCAGCCAUCGGAGGGGAGCGGCUAAGACGUGCCCCCCAUCCAUUCUGGGAGAGGACCCGGGCCAUCCGACCCAUCCAGAGGGAUUUUUCCCGCCCCCACCCGCCACGUACGUGCCGUCCUUCCAUCCCUGCCACUCGGAAAAAUCCGGGUAGUCCCGGGCAGCGGGGGCGGAAAGAGGGGUGGGCAUCUUGGCACCCGGAAAACUGGGACCCGAGAGAUUGCUGGGGGCGGAAGGGAGGGUAGGCCCCAUGAAGAAGAAGAAGAAAUCCAACUUGAGCCCACUCUUCAGUGCGACCGAGAAGUCGAUUUUUUUUCCCCGAAGCUUUACUAAUCUACCAGAGCGUUGUAGAUGACUUUUUUUUGUGGGGGGAAGAGGGAGGCGGGGAGGGGACGUCUAUUGUUUAAAAUAGAUGACUAUACUGGGGCUAGGGAGGGAGAUUGUUUCCCUCCGCAAGAAUGUUACAUACUGUAUAGAUUGAGUGACAUUUCAUACUGUGUAUAUAGAGAGAUGUUCUAUAAGCGUGAGGAAAGUAUACGCUUCAAUAGACUACUGUAAUUAUAAGAUAUUUUUAAUUAAAUAUUUUUUUUUUGUAAAUAUUACGAGCGUGCUUUUUUUUAAGAUGUGGGAACGUUUCUUUUGGAAGGUUGGGUUUCGGCUCGGCGACGGAGCUGCCCAGACGAAAAAGUACCUUGAGUGUCUUCGGUUUUGGUUUAUUUUCGGUUCGCCCAGCUCGGAAGUUAACGAUUAGAGCUCGUCGUCCUGCAUGGCUGCAUGAGAUGUUUCGUGGCAAAUAAACUUGUCCUGAGUCCA